GAAAUGCUGUGUUUGUAAUUCUCUGCUCUGACACAGUUGCAUUCAUUUUCUUCAGAGCAGAUAUUCCUCAAAGGUUUUGUGUUUAUAACGCCGUCGUGUUUUAGAUAAAACUACAACCCGUCAGUCAUGGCAGGUCUAAAAUUCGCAGGUAUGGACGAUACAGAUAGUGAGGAUGAGUUACCUCCCGGAUGGGAAGAGAGGUCCACGAAAGACGGCUGGGUCUACUAUGCAAACCAUGAUGAGAUGAAGACACAGUGGGAACACCCGAAGACAGGAAAGAAAAAGCGUUGUGCUGGAGAUUUACCAUAUGGUUGGGAGGAAGAAACGGAUGAAAAAGGACAUAUGAUUUAUGUUGAUCACAUUAACAAGCGGAGCACCUAUUUUGACCCGCGGCAGGCAUUUACAGUAGAGGAUGUGGUGGUGAAGCCAAAACGGUAUGAUGGAAACACUGCUGCUCUUGAGAUCCUGCAGGGUCGUGAUUUCUCCGACAAGGUUGUCCUCAUUACUGGAGGCAACUCUGGCAUUGGCUUUGAGACAGCCAGGUCUUUUGCUCUUCAUGGCGCCCAUGUGAUCCUGGCGUGUCGAAACCUGUCCCGGGCCAUCAAGGCAGUUGGCCUCAUUCAGCAGGAGUGGCACAAAGCAAGAGUAGAAGCCAUGAUGUGUGACCUGGCCUCCCUCCGCAGUGUCAGGGAGUUUACUGAGUCUUACAAGGCAAAGAAACUGCCCCUUCACAUUCUGGUGUGUAAUGCAGCGGUGUGCACUCAGCCCUGGAGCUUGUCGGAGGACGGCCUGGAGUCCACCUUCCAGAUCUGCCAUCUCGGUCACUUCCUGCUUGUCCAGUGCCUCGAGGACGUGCUGCGUAGCUCCGCCCCCGCCCGUGUUGUGGUGGUAUCUUCUGAGUCCCACAGGUUCACAGACCUGUUGGACUCAUGUGCCAAAGUGGACUUGGCCCUGCUGUCACCCCAAAGGAAGGAGUACUGGUCCAUGCUGGCUUACAAUCGAGCCAAACUCUGUAACGUCCUCUUCAGCAACGAGCUCCACCGGCGGCUUUCACCUCACGGUGUCACCUCCAACACAGUGCAUCCUGGGAACAUGAUGUACACCUCCAUUCACCGGAGCUGGUGGCUGAUGACCUUUCUCUUCUCUCUCGCCAGACCUUUCACCAAGUCCAUGCAACAAGGGGCGGCCACCACGGUGUACUGUGCCGUAGCUCCGGAGCUGGAGGGGUUAGGUGGCAUGUACUUCAACAACUGCUUCCGCUGCCUGCCGUCCAUACAGGCCCAGGACCAGAGCAGCGCCGCCAGCCUGUGGGAGCUGAGCGAGCGCCUGGUUGCAGAGAGGUCAGCAGGCAUACAGGCCCUCUGAUAGACAGAAGAGGAGGGGGAGGACGUGGACUAGCCAAACAGGAAUCAAAGAUGGCGGAUCACGGUGAUGUCCAGUUUAGUCUGAAACUGUACUCUGACUGCAUAAUACAAGGGAGCUGCCAAGUCCAUCUGGAUAUGUAACAUCACUACAGGGGCUAAAACACACUACACAUACAGUACAGGAGGGGGUUUCAUAUACACUCUACUGAAUAAAUUAAAGUUUAAAUUAUGUUCAGCUCUGCUGUGGUUGUUUACAAUGGGAGGUGGGGGCCGAAGAAUUUUUGGGACGAAUUCAGGGAUCUUUUAAAGUUUGUUCUUUUUCUGUUUGUCUGUAACUUUUCAUAACUGUCUUGCUCACAAUACAGGGUUACCUAAUAAGCAUAUACUCUAUGGCAUAUGCAUCUGUUUCGAGUAAUAGUGCACUCCAUGGCAAAUACUGUGUGAUCCCAAUUAAAUACCCAAAUAUAUCCCUUGUCUAGUUCUAUGUAGAUGUCUUCUAUAGAGAUACAAAGAGCGUUGGUUCAUCUUUGUGCUAAAUCUUUUGGGGCAUAAAAUAAAUAAUAAGUACUGGGCUUGUGACACUCAUGGAUAUAUAAACACAUUGGGUAUGAUUCUCAUGGCUAUAUACAUUAUUCUUCAAUAAUUGUAUUUCUUAUCAAUGUCCCUAUUUGUUUUCUGUACAGUAUUUACAAUAUCCUGAUUUCUGGGCAUGUGCUAAAGGGGGUGUGGACAUCAUACUGUUUUCUGUUUGCUAUUUGAAUCAACCUACGUAUUAAUAAUCUAUACUCUGGUAAAUCUAAAUUACAAUUUGGAGUUAUUCUCGGGAUGAUCCGUGUCCAUUUGAAUGGCAAAUACAGAUGGUGGAGAAUCUUAUUUCCAGAGUCCAGGAUCUUUAAUUUCUGUGUUUCUUUCCUUGUUGUUGGAGUAGAAGAAUGUGAGUCUCCUGUUGUUGUUAUUUUUUCAUCAUUGUUUAAAUAUUGAACUCUGGCUUUGGGUUGGCUGUGGAUUGGUUGCCCUGAAGCUGCUGUGUGGACACGUUUGAGACAUUGUGCUUUAUGGCAGUCCGGGUGCCGUAGGUUGCUCUUGAAACAUCAGCAUUCCAGUGUCAUGAUAUCUGUAAGAAAAACGAAUG
Cyclopterus lumpus (lumpfish) is the source of this 2496-nucleotide messenger RNA. It is a transcript of the gene wwox, whose product is annotated as WW domain containing oxidoreductase. Lineage: Eukaryota; Metazoa; Chordata; Actinopteri; Perciformes; Cyclopteridae. The transcript has 9 exons. The record is from RefSeq and is a predicted model, not a curated record. Gene Ontology annotation, molecular function: protein binding. Bases 127 to 1365 code for a protein of 412 amino acids.